Molecule: messenger RNA, 1605 nt
Organism: Rhizoctonia solani
Lineage: Eukaryota; Fungi; Basidiomycota; Agaricomycetes; Cantharellales; Ceratobasidiaceae
Exons: 5
Coding region: 1-1605 (534 amino acids)
Cellular component (GO): cytoplasm; nucleus
Molecular function (GO): zinc ion binding
Source: RefSeq, a predicted model, not a curated record
AUGUCAUCCAAGGAAUUUUUUAAACCCAUCGGUACACUUGCACAGAAGGCAGACGAACUACCAGACGAGCCACAGGUUGCUGCUGAGGCGCAGGUAGACGAUGAGCGACCUCUGCAGGAAGUAGAAAGUUUAUGCAUGAGCUGUGGAGAGCAGGGCAUCACUCGAAUGAUGCUCACAAACAUCCCAUAUUUUAAAGAAGUUAUUAUUAUGUCAUUUAGGUGCGAACACUGUGGUAAUGAGAACAACGAAAUUCAAUCUGCAGGGGCUAUUCGAGACUUGGGCGCACUCUAUACUGCGCGUAUACUCGAUCGUUCUGAUCUCGACCGACAACUCGUCAAGGCUGAUACAUGCAACAUCGUUAUUCCCGAGCUAGAGCUCACUAUUCCGGCUUCCAAGGGCCAACUCACCACAGUUGAAGGCAUCAUCCGAGAUACUGUCCGUGAUUUGAGCCUGGACCAGCCAUUGCGACGUAUCCAAGACCCGGCGACUUACGAGAAGAUCGAAUCCCUUCUCACCAAAUUGAAAGACAUUCUUGGUGAUGACGAAGAGGAUGAGGAUGAGGACGAAAAGGAAACUACCGGUCCUGUCGAGGUCAAGAGUGCAUCCAAGUGGGACAAGCCUUUGAAGCCGUUUACAGUCCAGUUGGACGACCCAGCUGGGAACUCGUGGAUCGAAUUUUAUGGAUCGAUGCAGGAUCCCAAGUGGAGUAUGCGCCAAUACGAGCGGACGCCUGAGCAGAAUACUGCAAUUGGCAUUGGGUCGGCCGAGGGUGUGUCGGCGGUCCAGCCUAAGCAUGUGUCAAGCGCCAGGGAAGUUAUUGAGGCCAAGCGGGAGGGAGACGAUGAUGUGACGCCCAACGAGGAAAUCUAUGUGUUCCCUGGGAGCUGCUCGAGUUGUUCUGCCCCACUCGACACAAUGAUGAAGAGGGUAAUCAUUCCUUACUUCAAAGACAUCUUUAUCAUGUCCACCAACUGCGCUGCCUGCGGAUACCGAGACAACGAAAUCAAAUCCGGUGGCGCAAUUUCUGAUCAUGGUAAACGUAUUACCCUCAAAGUUGAAGACUCAGAAGAUCUUUCGCGAGAUAUCCUGAAAUCAGAAACCUGCGGACUUGAAAUCCCUGAAAUUGACCUCGUCCUGCAACCGGGCACGCUGGGAGGCCGAUUUACGACUCUUGAGGGGUUGUUGACCCAGGUGUACGAAGAGCUGGGCGAAAAGGUGUUUGUACACGGAGAUGCGGGAGCGACCAAGGACGACAAGUCGGCGUUUGAAACAUUCUUGGCAAACCUCAAAGAGGUGAUGCAAGCCAAGCGACCGUUUACUGUGAUUUUGGACGAUCCCUUGGCCAAUUCGUAUUUGCAGAACCUUUAUGCGCCCGAUCCAGAUCCUACGAUGACAAUUGAAACCUAUCAGCGCGCAUGGGAGCAGAACGAAGAACUUGGACUCAACGAUAUGGUAGUUGAGGGGUACAACGAAGAUAGCGGGGGAGAAGAGGUGCCUGAACCCGGCAAGGAUCAACCCCGGAAGGAGACUGUGGCUGAGAGUUUGAAAGAGGGGUUCAAGGAGGCGUUCGAGCAGGUCAAGUCGGGCGACACAGGGAUCGCGUAG